Messenger RNA from Peromyscus eremicus (cactus mouse), 2377 nucleotides. It is a transcript of the gene Slc71a1, whose product is annotated as major facilitator superfamily domain containing 14A. Bases 40 to 1308 code for a protein of 422 amino acids. NCBI's taxonomy places the organism in Eukaryota, Metazoa, Chordata, Mammalia, Rodentia, Cricetidae. Gene Ontology annotation, cellular component: membrane. Gene Ontology annotation, biological process: transmembrane transport. The transcript has 12 exons. Gene Ontology annotation, molecular function: transmembrane transporter activity. The record is from RefSeq and is a predicted model, not a curated record.
ACAUCAUUAACCAGGCCACAAGCCAGGAGAAGGAGCCUAAUGCGCAUGUUCCAGGGAGGAACACCUCAAGGAAUAGGCUCCCCUAGUGUUUAUCAUGCGGUUAUUGUCAUCUUUUUGGAGUUUUUUGCUUGGGGACUACUGACAGCACCCACAUUGGUGGUAUUGCAUGAAACCUUCCCUAAGCAUACAUUUCUGAUGAAUGGCCUAAUUCAAGGAGUAAAGGGUUUGCUGUCCUUCCUCAGUGCCCCACUUAUUGGUGCUCUUUCUGAUGUUUGGGGCCGGAAAUCCUUCUUGCUGCUAACAGUGUUCUUCACCUGUGCCCCCAUUCCUCUAAUGAAGAUCAGCCCCUGGUGGUACUUUGCUGUUAUCUCUGUUUCUGGGGUUUUUGCAGUGACAUUCUCUGUGGUAUUUGCAUAUGUAGCAGAUAUAACUCAAGAACAUGAAAGAAGUAUGGCUUAUGGGCUGGUUUCAGCGACGUUUGCCGCCAGUUUAGUCACCAGUCCUGCGAUUGGAGCUUACCUUGGACGAGUGUAUGGGGACAGCUUAGUGGUGGUCCUUGCUACAGCAAUAGCUCUGCUAGACAUUUGUUUUAUCCUCGUCGCUGUGCCAGAGUCAUUGCCUGAGAAGAUGCGGCCAGCGUCGUGGGGAGCUCCCAUUUCCUGGGAACAGGCUGACCCCUUUGCAUCUUUAAAAAAAGUGGGCCAAGAUUCCAUAGUGCUGCUGAUCUGUAUCACGGUGUUUCUCUCCUACCUACCGGAGGCAGGCCAGUACUCCAGCUUCUUCCUGUACCUCAGACAGAUAAUGAAAUUUUCUCCAGAGAGUGUUGCGGCCUUUAUAGCAGUACUUGGGAUUCUGUCCAUUAUUGCACAGACCAUAGUCUUGAGUUUACUCAUGAGGUCAAUUGGAAAUAAGAACACCAUCUUAUUGGGUCUGGGAUUUCAGAUAUUGCAGCUGGCAUGGUAUGGCUUUGGUUCAGAACCUUGGAUGAUGUGGGCUGCUGGGGCAGUGGCAGCCAUGUCUAGCAUUACCUUUCCAGCUGUUAGUGCCCUUGUUUCACGGACUGCUGAUGCCGAUCAACAGGGUGUUGUUCAAGGAAUGAUAACAGGAAUCCGAGGAUUGUGCAAUGGUCUGGGACCAGCCCUUUAUGGGUUCAUUUUCUACAUAUUCCAUGUGGAACUUAAAGAACUGCCAAUCACAGGUUCAGCAGACCUGGGGACAAACACAAGUCCUCAGCACCACUUUGAACAGUUCCAGGAACUCACUGUGUGGCCUGUGCUGAUGCUUCUGCCCCAGCCUUCUGAAUACUGAGAUUACACAGAGCAGCCAGUGAUGCCCACCUGAAGUGCUUAGUGUACUUUCGGUCAGAUGAAACCCCAAUGGAUUGGGGCUUUAGCCCUGCUGGAGAGCUUGCCUAGCAUCAAUGGGCCCUCCAUUCAGCCCGACAUUGUUAAAACAAAAGUUAAUCUUUAAAGUCCAAGAAACUUUUCUUCCGAGUACCUUACUGCAGAAUUGUCUGUGCAUCCUUUUCCUCUAAGAAUGAAGAAUCAUUUCAAAGCCACUGUCCGUUUGUAUGUAAUGGCAUGUCAGCUCUUUCUGCAUUCCAUGCUGCUGCUUUUCUGUAUCACAGCUGUCACCCGUCUCCAGAUGGAGGCGGUUAUGCAUGCGUUUGUUGAUGUGCUUGCUUUAUUUCCCUCCUUGUAACUGACAUUACCAACGCCAAGCCACAUGAACCAUUGAGCCAAUGCAAACAGCUCUUCGGUUUCCUUGAUUUAGCAAGAGUUUUCCCCAGCCAAGCCUAUUUCCAAAUUUAAAAGAAAAAAAAAAAAGUGGGCCACAUAAACAAAACCUGACCAUGCAGGCUUCUGUGUCAGAAUGAAUGUGAUCUGGGGCUAAAAUAAAAUCUGUUUACCUGUUUUUUCUGUGGUUAGCAAUGUUGUGUUUUUGAAACAAACAAAAAAAGGUAUUGAUUCUAUAGGUGUCAGUAUGUGCAGCUUUGCUUGACUCUGAGGUUCCUGUCUUCCUCUUGGGACUAGCAGAUUGAGUGGAGGUGCAUGAAGACCUGUUUUCAGGUGCUGUGCUGAAAGCAAUGCACAGUUGUCUAGAUAAUCGUAAGUCUGUGUGCAGGACUUUACAGUAAGAAUGUGAAGUAUUUUAUAACUUGCUUCAAUGGAGUCAUUGGCUUAGAAAAAAUCUGGGUGGUGGUUGUACACGCCUUUAAUCCCAUAGGAGGAUCUCUGUGAGUUGGAGGCCACCAGGACAGCCAGAGCUGUAUAUAGAGAACCCCUGUCUCAAAAAACAAAACAACAAAAAAUCCGAGGAAAAACAGUUGCUAAGCAAUUUUAGGGGGAAAGUAUCUGUGCAAACUCCCUAACUAUUG